Molecule: messenger RNA, 1338 nt
Organism: Dendrobium catenatum
Lineage: Eukaryota; Viridiplantae; Streptophyta; Magnoliopsida; Asparagales; Orchidaceae
Product: VAN3-binding protein
Exons: 7
Coding region: 36-1130 (364 amino acids)
Source: RefSeq, a predicted model, not a curated record
UCUGCAGUUCUUGAAACAAAGAUAGCCAAGUUUUCAUGGACUUCAACAGCAACGCAACAUCGUUGGAGCCAUUGGACUUGCUUUCACAGACGUGGUGCAACUCUGCCAUCCAAAUUUUCCAGCCCAUGAUGAAGGCUGGUUCUAAGGAGGUUUUGGGCAACAGUAAGAGCUUAGACCUGCAAAGCAAGAGUAUUGAAGUGGAUGAUGGAGAGCAGAAUUCCAUGGCGCAGUGGAAGCUCGAUGAUGUGAAGUCAUGGAUAUGGCUGCAACAGGCAAUCCACCCAGAAUUGGAAUAUGAUAUUUGCUUCAGAAAGAAAUGGCUCUCCAGAAAGAUCAAUCCUUUGAAGGGGAUAUCAAUAAAGAAAUGGAUCAAGGAGCUGAAGCAAAAAAAGAAAGAAGAACAGCGGCUACACAAAGCUGCGGUCCAUGCAGCAAUAUCAGUUGCAGAGGUUGCAGCAGCAUUGGCAGCCAUUGCAGCAGAGAAUGCAGAACCAGAAAGCACAAAUGCUUUGAAAGAGACUGCUGUAGCAUCUGCAGCUGCUCUUGUAGCUGCACAGUGUGCCAAAGUAGCAGAAGCUGUGGGUGCAAAACAUGAUCAGCUCAAUUCAGCUAUAACUACAGCCAUGACAGUAAAAGACCCAAGCAACAUCAUCACCCUCACAGCUGCUGCUGCAACAUCAUUGAAAGGUGCAGCAACACUAAGAAGUCGGGUAGGUUACAAGGAGAGGAUAAAGGGCAAUGCAAAGACACUUCUAUAUGAAGAGUUUGACUUUGGAAAAUGUAGGGAAUCAUUGGCAAAGGGUGAAGAGCUCCUAUUGGGAAAUCCAGAUGGAAAUUACAGGUUAAGGUGGGUCUCCAUUGUGCAAAACAUUAAGGGAAAAGUUCUACUAAAAGUGAAAAAAAUCAAUGUUUUUAUGGUAUUUUCAAGCACAAAAGAAAGUUUUGUUUGCAGAAUAGAUGAAAACCCUUAUGAAGAGAGUAUUGAAGAGACGAACAAUGCACAUUCGCUUAAAAUGACAACAAGCAAGGGGAAGAUCGAACUAUUAUUUGAUGAUUAUUCACAAUACAAGAAAUGGACAAUGAGUAUAAAUCACAUGCUGAUUCUUUCCACAACCCUUAGCAAUUAUUGAAUACACUUUGUGAAAUUGACAACCGUACUUUUUACAUGUGCAUCUAAAUUGCUUGAAUAAAUUGCUUGAGAAUGCCUCAUCCAGGGCUUGUUAGGUGUGAAGUAAUAUUGUUGCAAUGUAAACUAGACCCCUGCAAAAUAAAUGAGAUCAAAUUGGUUGUAUUUACUUUCAAUAGCAAUGUAAGAAAAUAGCCUAAAAAUAUUUUUUC